AUGUCAUUUUCAAACGAUGCAACAAAGUCUACGGUGAAAGUUCGAAAAAUACAUCGUCAUUAUUCUCAUCCAAUCAAAAGAGAAAAACAAUUGAACAAUAUUAUUCGUGUGUCCAUUGUACCUUCAAACAAUCAAAUAUUAGCAAAGGAAAAUUUAAUAAAACAUAAUGCCAGUUUAUCUUUCCCAAAUGCAUAUGCUAAUCGUCCUACAGGAAACCUUCAACAAAGAAAUGAUACCUUGAAAAACAAUACUAACAAUAAUCAAUCCGUUCAAAAAAAUGUUCCAAAAACUGAUUCACGUACAUCAUCCUCAUCCAAAGUAACUCCUCUUAACGAAAUUCAUUGGGAUGAUCGCUUUUUUUUUCAACUUCGGAUACAACUACAACUUCAGCUACGGUCACAAACACGACCUCAGGUAGCACUUCAGCUACGGUCUCAAACCCGACCUCAAGUAGCACUUCAGCUACGGUCUCAAACACGACCUCAAGUAACACUUCCGCUACGGUCACAAACACGACCUCAAGUAGCACUUCAGCUACAACCUCAAGUACAACCUCAAGUAGCACCUCAGCUACGACGUCAAGCACAACGUCAAGCACAACGUCAAGUACCACUUCCAGUACGACGUCAAGCACGACGUCAAGCACGACGUUAUAAUGGAACAUACUGGAAUGUUACUGGUGUCACAUAUGCAGGAACUGGAACAAGGGGCACUGCUUGGAAUCAACUAUAUCAACCAUCUGGGGUAUUUAUAGAUUCAAAUGAUAAUAUGUAUAUUAGUGAUAGUGGUAACUUUCGAAUAAUGUACUAUUUAUCGAAUGCCGCUAACGGCACUCUUGUAGCUGGUACAGGAGUGGGCGGAACUGCUUUGAGCCAACUCGCUGUAACAGGCAUUCGUUAUCUUUAUGUUGAUGCAAAUCAAAGCAUUUAUAUCAAUGAUGCAUAUAAUAAUCGUAUUGUACGAUGGGCACGUGGUGGUUCUACUGGUGUACUUCAAGCUGGUACUGGUACUGCUGGAAGUGCACUAACUCAAUUAAGUUAUCCUUAUGGCAUAUGGGUAGAUUCAAUUUCAAAUAUAUUUGUGGCGGAAUUAAAUAAUCAUCGUGUAACAAAAUGGGCUCCGGGUUCAUCAACAGGUGUUGUUGUUGCUGGUGUUUCAGGCUCAUCUGGUACGUACAAUGGCCGGAAAAAUAGUUACUGUUAUAUAUGA
This is a messenger RNA of Rotaria socialis, 1209 nucleotides long. NCBI's taxonomy places the organism in Eukaryota, Metazoa, Rotifera, Eurotatoria, Philodinida, Philodinidae. The record is from the annotation of a GenBank genome assembly.